AUGGAUGAAACACAUAACAACAGGACUUCCUUGGUUAAAGGCGCCAAGGACAUCGCUAAAGAAGCCAAGAGGCAAGCUGCCAAAAAUUUAAGCAAAACUGUUGAUCGAGCCUCAGAUGAAUACUCAGCUCAUCGCAGCUACAACCGUUUCCAGAAUGAGGAUGAAGAAGAAAACGACUACAACACUUACACUCAGCAAGAUGGUCACUAUGCUGACAACGCUGCGAACGAUGAGGAAGGGGCCUCUAGUGAUGCCACAGAGGGCCACGACGAUGAAGAUGAGAUCUACGAGGGGGAGUAUCAAGGCGUGCCUGCCCACAAUGAUGGGAAGCUGCGGGACGGUCAGGUGGCUCUGGGCCAGCCGGUUUCUGACAGCCUAAAAAGCCGCAAAGAGCUGGAAAAUGAGAGACAGGCAGAUGAGGAGGAGCUUGCCCAGCAGUAUGAGCUGAUCAUGCAGGAGUGUGGCCAUGGGAGAUUCCAGUGGCAGCUGUUCUUUGUACUUGGGCUGGCGCUCAUGUCAGACGGCGUGGAGGUGUUCGUAGUGGGCUUUGUCCUGCCCAGUGCAGAGACAGACAUGUGUGUCCCCAACUCUGGUGCCGGAUGGCUUGGUAGCAUUGUGUAUCUGGGGAUGAUGUUUGGAGCUUUUUUUUGGGGCGGCUUGUCAGACAGAGUGGGCCGUAAACAGUGCCUGCUGAUAUCCAUGUCUGUCAAUGGCUUCUUCGCCUUCCUCUCCUCCUUUGUCCAAGGCUACAGUAUGUUCCUCUUGUGCCGCAUGGUGUCUGGCUUUGGGAUUGGUGGAGCAGUACCAAUAGUAUUCUCGUACUUUGCGGAGGUGUUGGCUCGGGAGAAGAGAGGAGAGCAUUUGAGCUGGCUGUGCAUGUUCUGGAUGAUUGGAGGAAUUUACGCCUCAGCCAUGGCCUGGGCCAUCAUCCCACACUAUGGUUGGAGUUUCAGCAUGGGUUCAGCCUACCAGUUCCACAGCUGGAGAGUGUUUGUGGUGGUGUGUGCGCUGCCGUGUGUCUCUGCAGUGGUAGCUCUCACUUUUAUGCCUGAGAGCCCCCGCUUCUACCUGGAGAUGGGUAAACAUGACGAGGCCUGGAUGGUGCUCAAACAAAUCCAUGACACCAACAUGCGUGCCCGUGGAGAGCCUGAGAGAGUCUUCACUGUGAACAGGAUAAAAAUCCCCAAACAGCUGGACGAGCUGGUGGAGAUGCAGAAUGAGUCAGCCAACCCUGCACUCAAGGUCCUCUUCAAGAUCAAGGCUGAGAUCAGAGGAAUCUGGCUGACGUUUAUGAAAUGCUUCAGCCACCCAGUGAAAGACAACACUAUAAAACUGGCUGCAGUCUGGUUUACUCUGUCUUUUGGGUUCUAUGGACUCUCUGUGUGGUUCCCGGAUGUCAUCAAGCACCUUCAGGCUGAUGAGUAUGCUUCCAGAGUGAAGAUUCACAACAGUGAGCGCAUUGAAGACUUCACCUUCAAUUUCACCCUGGAGAACCAGAUCCACAGAAACGGAGUCUUUCUAAAUGACAGGUUUAUCGGAAUGAAGUUCAAGGCAGUCACAUUCAUUGACUCAUCUUUCCUCAACUGCUAUUUUGAAGAUGUCACCUCUGUCGGAUCUUUUUUCAAAAACUGUACCUUUGUAGACUCCUUCUUUUACAACACGGAUAUUGACGACACUAAACUAACAGAUUCAAGGGUGAUCAACAGCUCCUUCCACCACAACAAGACAGGUUGUCAGAUGACAUUUGAUGAUGAUUACAGUGCCUACUGGGUCUAUUUUGUCAACUUCCUGGGAACACUGGCUGUGCUACCUGGAAACAUCGUCUCUGCCCUCCUCAUGGACAAAAUAGGACGGCUUAGCAUGUUAGGAGGCUCCAUGGUGCUGUCAGGCAUCAGCUGCUUCUUCCUUUGGUUCGGCACCAGUGAGUCGAUGAUGAUCUUCAUGCUCUGUCUCUACAACGGCCUCAGUAUCUCUGCCUGGAACUCCCUGGAUGUGGUCACUGCUGAACUAUACCCAACAGACAGGAGGGGCACAGGCUUUGGCUUCUGUAAUGCCAUGUGUAAGCUGGCAGCAGUGCUGGGCAACCUGAUAUUUGGCUCAUUGGUUGGCAUCACCAAGGCUAUCCCUAUCCUGCUGGCAUCAUCUGUGUUAGUUUGCGGCGGGCUUGUGGGGCUUCGACUGCCAGACACACGAGCCAAUGUCCUCAUGUAAACCUCAACACAGAGCAGUAUGUUGUUUACCAGGUAUUUACUCAGUUUACUGAGUAAUCAUUCAUUUAUAGACUGUCAUUUAUUUGAAUAUCACUGAAACAGGCUUUGCUGUCACCCUUCUUGUAUUUAUUAUUUGAUAAAUAAUGUUGACUAUGUUCACAAACUAAAAUGAUUGUUAUUCUGUUAUUUCUGAGUAAAAUACCUGGUGAAUAAUAAAGGAUACUGAUAUGCAGUUUAAGUUAACAAUGAGCUGUAGAUAUAAAGAGUUUGAACACUACAAUCAAAGGUUAGAAAUGUUAGAAGUAUCAUGGCUCUUGCAGGAAUUCAAGAUGAAAAGGCUGCUUCAGAAACGAUUAAACAGAAUCAUCUCCUGAUAAAACUCUGUAUAUCAGCAGCUCAUUAUCUAGCAUGAGCUGUUUCACACAUGCAAAUGCAUAUGUCAAAGCUGCAAAAGGCCUGGACUUCUGACAACCUUCCCCCUCCGAAUCCUGCUCAGUCUUGCUCAGAUUAAAGGAAUAGUUUAACAUUUUGGGAAAUAAAGAUAAUUCAAAGUUACCAUCAGCAGCAGUUAGCUUAGCUUAAAGACUGGAAGCAGGGGAAACCAGGUAGCCUGGCUGUGUCCAAAGGUACAUUAACAAAAUCUGCCUACCAGCACAGCUGUAGAAGAGCAAGUUAUGUGCUGGAUUAUUUCUUGGUCUGGCUCAGGAUCUUUGUGGUGCUGUGAACCAGUUUGUAAAAUUACAAUGUGAUAUUCUCACACUUGUUUUUGAAUGUGUGUGUAAGUGGAUUAAACAAAUGAGAUGUUGGCCUAACAUGUUAAUUAGUGAGCUUUACAGGUGCUGGUAGGUAGAGUUAUUUACAUAUGAAAAGAGCCCAUCUAGCUAGUUUUCCUUUGCUUCCAGUCUUAUUGCUAAGCUAACUGGCCGCUUGCACUAGCUUCAUAUUUACUGUACACGCAUGACAGUGGUAUCAAUAUUCUCAUGUAGCUCUCAGCAAGACAGCAUAUAAGUGUGUAUAGUACUACCAAAUGUCAAACUAUUCCUUGAAGUACAAAUCCUUUUGUAACAGUUGUGUAUGUGAUUACGCGUGUAUAUCUAUCUAUUUAGUAAUUUAUGUAUGUUAUUUAUUGCAUCACCAGUGUGCUUUUAUGUUUGUUGGCCAAAAAUUUAAGGUGAUUUAGGCCUCAAUUUCUAAACCUGUGCUCGGUAUUCCACUAAUGGUUGAUGAUGUUCAAGCCUUUUGCUGCAAUUUGCAAGAAUGACAAGGCCAUAGAAAAAAAAAAUCUAUAAUGAUAUAGUAGUUUAGUCAAAACCGGCAACUUCAGCAGCUACAUUUCUAAAGUGAAAAGAAGUUUACAUUUUCUGCUUUUUACAGUAAGAGACUUUUGAGAUUGGAAACCUUUUGUCUGAAUGCUUCCUCUCUCCCUCUCGUGUCUGUGUUGUGUUCGUCUCGUGGCGUCAAGCUCCCCAUGAAGGGCUUUGCAGUCCGAUCUUUCAAGAAGAAUUUAUACUCAUUACACUGCCAUUACAAUCUGCUCUUUUCCUUGUUUUUGUUUUUUUUCUCUCAAUAUCUGUCUCACCAUCUUGGUCUCCUCAUAGUGUCUCUUGUCCAGACUUGUCCUCUUGUUGUGUUUAUCUCCUCCUGCCUUGCUGCUGCUCCCUCCAAAACUCAAAGGCCUUUCUCAAAUGUCGUGCCUCUCUCUCUGUUGAGCCUGUCUCUCUUUCCAAACCUUGCUGGAAGCUUUGCUGCUCUGUCCUGCUUUUUUUUGGUCUGUCAUCUCUUGAUACCGCAGUGUGUGUGUGUGUGUGUGUGUGUGUGUGUGUGUGUGUGUGUGUGUGUAUCCAGACAAAACAGAUACAAUGAUAAUCUCAUAUGUAGAAAGCCAAGUUUUUUGUUUUGUUUUGUUAUGCUUUUUUUCUAUACCACGAAACUGGGUGUUUGGGGGGAUUUGAACUAUACGAUAAAGUGAAAUUAAAAGCCAUGCUUAAAGGAUCCGUUCACCCAAAUUCCAGAAAAAAAAACAUAUUUACCUGUCAUGCAGAUAGUAAAUGUGAACCUCAUCAGAACACACAAGAUGAAAAGUCAGGGGAUAACCAGAGUCAGUAGAAUUCAUCUUCUGGGAAUCAUGGAUGUUUGUACAAAAUUUAAUUUCAUCCAGUAGUUGUUGAGAUAUUUCUGGAACAAAGUUGUGGAACGAAAUUCCCUUCACCUCCAUUAUAUUGAGGUAUAGAGGCAGAAAUAUAGAGGGUAUGGUUGUAACAUGGGGAGAGCUGUAACAAUAUCAAUUCCACCAAUUAGACGUAAGAUAGGAGUUAGGUGAUCAUUUACCUACUUCCUCCCCGAUCAGGCAUGGUGGUUAUCAAUUCUGGAAACAGACACAUUCAGAAUAGAUUUUUUGACCAAGACUAUAUUUUGUUUAGUAUCUAUACUAUUGUAGAUAAAUUUGUAUGACUUAUAUUAGAUUGAAAUGUAGAUUCUUAGGCAACAUGUGAUGCACUUUUUCCUUUCUAAUUUCAAACCACUAUGCUAAUAGUGGUAGACAGGGGUGGGGUGGGUUGUUACACUUCUUUAAAAAGUGUAACAACCAUCCACCAUACACACAAUAUCCACCAUUACAGAGUGCCCUUUACAGUCUGGGCUCACCAACCCUGCCCUCCAGGGUUUCCAGCAUUCAUUUGUCAGCACAGUGACCAGUACUCCCCAUUCACAUGUUGUUCACAUGUUGGCGGGUGUAUCAGCACUCAAUCUUUUCCAUACUCUGUCUCCACCGGUGGAGAGGGCAGAGAAGCGUACGGGCAGCUUGUGAGAAAUGCGGUACGCCGAAGAGUAAAAUAAAGAAGUGCUUGUAGUGCGUACCGGUGAGUACCGGCCCACUUCAAGCUCUGACUGUGACUCUGAUUAAGAAUAUACACACAUUGACAGACACAGACACACACCUCUUUUAGUUAGACCUAAGGAUGUACAGAGAUAUUCUAUAAUUAGGUACAUUUUAGUGGUACUUACAGUAUACUUUAAAGUAAGCUUAUUCUAUAGAUAAAUUUACAUACACAUACUGUACAUGUGUGUGAGUCAUCAGACAUAAUCUGUUACAGUGAGAGAGAAACAUUGUUCUUUUAUUUCACUAUACCUGUUUUUGAAGUGUAUCAUAUAGUGCGGCAUCUAUUAUUGCUUUUUUUGUCUUUACAAACUUUGUUACAACUUACUCCAGCAUGUGUUAUGAUGUUGUAACACAUGGAUUUGACAUCAACUCACGAGGUCUGUGAUAUUCUUGUAGAGGAUUGAAUUGGUGCCAUUUGUUGUGAACAAAUGUGGGUACUUUGUAUAAAAGUUUGAGAAUCUUGAGAAAGUUUGUUAUAGAUGCUCAAGCAAAAAGUGUUACAACCAUACCCGGUCUCCCUUAUCUGUGCAACUAUCUGCAUGGCUAGAUACCACUUGAGCUAAAUAAGAAAUACAUUUUUUUGUGGUUUGGGUGAAAAAUCCUUUUAAAUCCACUUAUGAAUGGGAAUACUGCUGCUACAGUGUCAGUGCUGUGAUGUAAAAAUGCAUAUGGGAAUUUGUAAAAUAAAACACUAACUUUUUUUUUCUGGGAUUCUUCAAUCAUUUAAAAAAAGUCACUUAACAAAAGUACAGUACUGUUUUAUUCUGUUACUUUCAAAUCCGUUUUAUGAUGAUGAUUUAGUGUCAACAUACAGAUUACCAUUUCAAGAUAUGAAUCUAAUUUCCUGAUGGGUGUUUGAUGCUUUUUUUCUGUCUAUCUGUAUCAACAUGUCCACCUGUGCUGAACAAGAUCACUGUUUCCAAAAAGGAAAUCCUGCAUGUUUGUUAUUGAAGUCCUUCUGUUGUGUGUGCUUUUUUUCCAUUUUGGUGUCUUCGCUGUUCCUCUGCGGGGGGAAACAGACAUGUGAUUCACGGGUCAAAGGUGAAUGUAUCAUUCUCGUGUGUUGUCAGAUUUGUUGUGGACAGGUGUUCAUUAUAAUGAGUUGACUUCUAGGUCAUUGUGAAAGGGCAUGCCACUGGUGAGAUGACUGUAUGUGCUACAAGAGGUUAUGCAGCAGAGGUGGUCAAAUCUGGGUUUGGGAAGGUUUCCAGUCAGAUUAAUCAAUACCAUAAAGUCACUGAAGCAUGAAGGAAAUAGCCGGUGUUGUGACUUUCAGAUUUGAAAAUCUCUGCUGUCAAACAAUAUAUAGAGGUGUGUGUAAAAAAACAAACAAGCACCUGUCCUUGAUAUGAUUUAUUUUGAUAAGAAAAGGCUCAAGUGAAUGCAGUGUAAAGGUGGAUUCCUCUGGCGUCUACAUAUUGAAUAAAGAGUUUCAUUUGAA
This is a messenger RNA of Micropterus salmoides (largemouth bass), 6529 nucleotides long. RefSeq names its product synaptic vesicle glycoprotein 2C-like. The coding region runs from base 1 to 2211 and encodes 736 amino acids. The record is from RefSeq and is a predicted model, not a curated record. Gene Ontology annotation, biological process: transmembrane transport; chemical synaptic transmission. Gene Ontology annotation, molecular function: transmembrane transporter activity. Lineage: Eukaryota; Metazoa; Chordata; Actinopteri; Centrarchiformes; Centrarchidae. The transcript has 12 exons. Gene Ontology annotation, cellular component: membrane.